This is a messenger RNA of Diabrotica virgifera virgifera (western corn rootworm), 6746 nucleotides long. RefSeq names its product prolyl endopeptidase FAP (gene Dpp10). Bases 1 to 2247 code for a protein of 748 amino acids. Gene Ontology annotation, molecular function: serine-type peptidase activity; dipeptidyl-peptidase activity. The transcript is spliced from 11 exons. The record is from RefSeq and is a predicted model, not a curated record. Gene Ontology annotation, biological process: proteolysis. NCBI's taxonomy places the organism in Eukaryota, Metazoa, Arthropoda, Insecta, Coleoptera, Chrysomelidae.
AUGUUUCGUCUGCGCCUGAAUCCAUCGCGAUUUCAAUUAUCUCCCGAUCAGAAGUACUUGUUGCUGGCACUGAACGUUCAAAAACUCUUCAGGCACUCUUAUUUGGCUCAGUACAGCGUCUACGACAUACAGACGGGGAAUGACUUUCCAUUGCGCCCUAUACCAGAAGAUGACGACCAUCCUUUUUUACUCCUUGCACAAUGGGCACCCAAAGGUCACGCUCUGGUUAUGGUUCAAGACUACAAUAUUUUUUAUAGAAAAACGCCAACGUCACAUACUGGAUAUAGAGUGACUCAUACAGCUGUACCAGGUGUAGUUAGCCAUGGGGUACCUGAUUGGUUGUACGAAGAAGAAAUAUUGGGUACGAAUUCUGCCAUAUGGAUGUCCAGAGAUGGCAUGUUAAUGGUUUUUGCAUCUUUUAACGAUAGUCUUGUUGAGGAGUUGCGGUUUCCCUGGUACGGAUCUAUAAAAGAUGGACGACUGUAUCCAGAUAUUCGAUCGUUAAGGUACCCUAAACCUGGAACAAGAAAUCCCCAAGUGGUACUUACGGUUGCUGAUCUUGCGGAUACCUCCAAUAUUAAGAUGAAACCAGUGAUACCCCCAAACGUCAUUGCACGGAACGACCACUACUUUACUGCGGUGUCCUGGAUCAGCUCUACAGAAAUUAGUGUAGUAUGGCUUAACCGCCCACAAAAUUUAUCUGUGAUAACUAUAUGUUCGAGUCCAAAAUGGGACUGCAGAGAAACACAACGCAUAACUGGAGAUGGCCACGGAUGGGUGGAUAUGAGUGAUAGUCCCGUUUUUGGAACUGACAGUUCAAAUUAUAUUACUAUUGCACCAGUUAGGGAUGGUCCGGCAGGGACUUUUCGACAUGCCGUGGCAGUAAACAUUCCAAAAAGACGUUUUAUUCCUCUAACACAUGGUAGAUAUGAAGUUACGAGGAUAUUAACUUGGGAUCAUUCCAAUGAUGUUAUAUAUUAUCUUGGAAUACCCGAAGGUAAACCUGGCCAAUUACAUCUUUACAGAGUGGCGUCCGUACCGCCUAGAACGGGCGCUUCUUUGCCUCCCCCAGUCUGCAUUACUUGCGUCAAAGAACCUGCUCCUACACAACCACCAUUCAUAGCUCUGGACGAAAAUAUUUACAGAGUAAAAACAAAUAGUUGGGACGAAGAUGACGAAGAUAUUGUCCUCACAACUCCUCCCACAAGAAAAAGGCGUAAGAAGCAAAAGGUUGUCGAAAAGGAACCACCUUGUUUAUAUCACAAUGUUGUAUUUAGUCCCAAUUCUGCCUAUUAUGUUUUGGAGUGCUUGGGUCCUGGGAUUCCUACUAGUAUCUUAUAUAAAACAGGAAUGCCAAAAUCAAAAAUUCUAAUGUGGCUGCAAAACAACACGGAGCUCAAAGAACGAGUAGAAGAAAUGGCAAUGCCGCAAAUUAGGACAUUUCCUGUCCAGAUAUCCGGAGGAUAUCAAGCACACGUUCGUCUUCAUCUCCCUCCUGGUCUAAGAGAAGACGAAAUCACAAGAUAUCCUUUAAUAGUUCAAGUUUAUGGAGGACCUGGAAGCCAAUUGGUUACUGAAAGAUGGAGAAUUGAUUGGAACACAUACCUUUCGGGCAACAAAGAUUUCAUUAUUGCACAAAUUGAUGGUAGAGGAUCAGGAGGACAAGGGCAUCAAAUUCUACAUAAAGUUUAUUAUAAGUUGGGUUCGGUUGAAGUUGCAGAUCAGCUAGAAGUUACAGAGUAUUUACGAGAUACUCAACAUUUUAUUGACAAGAGACGUGUAGCAGUGUGGGGCUGGAGUUAUGGUGGAUUCGUAGCUGCGUUGGCAUUAGCCAGUCCUAAAAACGUUUUUCACUGUGCUAUAGCAGUUUCGCCAGUAACUAAUUGGAAAUUGUAUGAUUCUGCGUAUACGGAACGAUUCAUGGGUCUUCCAAAUGUAACAGACAAUUACAAGGGAUAUGAAGAAGCGGAUGUCAGCAAAAAGGCUCAUCUAUUAAAAGAUAAAAUGUUUUACCUUAUUCAUGGAUCUGCAGAUGAUAAUGUUCACUUACAGCAAUCAAUGGCUUUGGUAAAAGCCUUAUCAGAAGCUGGAACACUUUUCCGGCAGCAGAUCUAUCCAGACGAAAGCCAUAACCUAGGAGGUGUGAAACGACACCUUUAUGAAAGCAUGGGCAACUUCUUGGAAGACUGUUUCCGCAAGCAAGUACCUCCUGAGUUCAAAGCGGGUUUAAGGAACUAUGUUGACUAGUAUACGGAGGAAGAUUCGCAAGAAUCUUCAGCCAGAUAGAAAUGCAGCAAACCGAAUUUAAAGUACAAUAAUUUGUUUACUUUCCCUUUGUAAAAUUUAUUGUACAUGAAUGUAAUCUUUUUACAGCACAUCAAGUAAGAAUGGUCUACGGCAUAGUCUCCCACUGAUGUUCUAUUAAAUAUAUCUGAUUGAUUACACUAAAAGAACACAAAAAUGAUUAAUGGUGUUAAAGUAGAAGUGAAAGUAAAAGCAUAUUACUACAAAAAUUAUAUAAGAGUGCAUGACUUAUGAGAACUUCGACUACUCAAACUAUGCUAAUACUGUAGCGACGAUUGGAAGAAUGCGAGAACAACGACUUGGAAGAUAUCUGCAAUUUUUAGAAAUAUCUCAAGAUUUGACAUGUGUCGUUUUUUAAAUAUUAGACUUAUGAGUUCUGCUCAACUUUUUUUAUCCAUUGAUAUUUGAUGGAUAAAGACUUGUAAGUUUUGAUCAACUUUUUUAUUCAUUAAUCUAUGGUGGAUAAAGCAGUGGUAGGCGUCCUGUGUCAAAACUAUGUCUAUUACCAUUAUUUUUGUCUUGUCUUUUUCAAUCUUACGAACAACUUUAUUGGUUUACAACUCAACUCUUCGCAGGAGGUUUAGCAUUUAUGAUUCAUUUGCUGCUAUCACUGUAAUACCAUUAUCAAUUCUUAAAUUGGAGAUUUUUUUUUUUCAGUGGGUUCUUUUCACUUUUCACACCCCUGUUUUUCCUGGGAUAUUUGAUAAUUUAGGUUAGUUUUUAAUCUGUUAUUGAUGAUAUGCAACAAGAUUUUACAGACAUGUGUAAUACGGACAAUGUACGCUAGUUUUAAUAUCUAUUUUUUACAUAGUGAAAUAUAAAUUGAGGUACAGCAAUCAGUUGGCCAUUUUCUCUAAUUUCAAACAGCGAAACAGAUAGAAUGGAUGAUCCUUUAUCACCUGGUGACUGCAUUAUUUCUCCUAAUACUGUUUAAAUUGCUGAGGAUUUAUUUCUUUUUAACGAUUACCAUUUAAUUGCAUCUUUUAUUUCAGGGAGCAAGACAGUUAAAAUAUCUAGGGUAGUCAUAGAGAUAUACAUUUUCUGCUGUAGUCGCCUUAUUUUAUACACACCGCUACAAUAUUUUCGCCACUUUCCAGUAUUUCAUCAGUAUUGGUCUUUAGAUUAUCUUCUUUAUCCAUCACAGACCAGGUUUGAGGUUUAAACUCUCUGGUAAGGAGUUUGACGUUUUGAAAUAAAUCUCUCCCUUCAUUUCAACAGAAGUGUUCCUUUAUUUCGCUGCACAUUUGGGAGAUACAAUCCUCCAUGUUUUUGAGGCAUUGCUUUCGUAUUUUUUCCAAAACGCUCUAUAUUCGUUGUUUGCUCCAAAUCUAGUUUUAUGUUCUUUCUGUGUAAAAUCACAGUCUUCAAUUAUGGCUUACGGUCAAUGGCUUACGGUUUAUGGAAACAGGUGCUCCAUAGUCUUUUGAAGUCUCGAUUAUUUUGUCUUUGAGACAGAUCCAAGUGUUUUCAGGAUCACUAUCUACUUGAUCUAAAGUUAGGUUUUUACUGAGGUCUGUUGAAAUUCGUUUAUUUUUGAUGAGCUUGGUUACAUGAUUUUUCUCGAAGGUCUUCUUUUAAGGACUUUAAGACAGAGUCGGACGUUUAAUAUUAGGAGUUGAUGUUCACCUCAACAAUCUGCGAUAAGCAUGAGUUUCAUUUGAUGCCCGAGGAUAUUCAUCUCAAUCUCAUACACUUAUAAAGAAAUAAGCUGUUGAUUCCCAUUAUAUAUUAUAUUGUAAUAAAAAUAUAUUUAUUAAUACGGAUAGUACUUAGUUGAGGACGGUAAACAUUGUAUUCUACCGAAGGUGCCACUCUCAGGUAAGCCCCAAAUCUAACCUCUCCCUAAUCUACUAGCGUCCUCUUAUUCAUUACAUCAAUAUUUUUGUUAUAUUUUUCAUUACUGUGUCAAGUUUAAUGAUAUUUAUAUUAUGUUAUUGCUUACCUAACAGAAAACCACUACGCCAUCAAGUGCACACCGUUGGGCACUACUUUUGCAAGCAAUUGAAUGACCAUGUUUUUUGUUAUUUACCAAUCUAUAAAUAAAUAUCAUAGCUCGUAUUUUAAAGGAUUUGUAAAACUAAGAUUUUGUAAAAAUUAUUCGUGGAUAUGUACACACUGACAAUGUCAUGUUUUGUAGUGAAUCAUGCAAAUUAGCAGACUCAAUGAAAAUAAAGAAUGUUAAAAAAUUUUAAAAAAAUAACAUUUACAAAAAUUUUCGUUAUCCCAACUGGUAAUAGACUUGGCUAACGGUAGUAAUAGCAACGCCAUCGAAAUAAAAACAUAUAGGAAAAGCUACAUGGAUUCUUUAUCAGGUGAAAUUUUUUCUGAUACAUGAAAAUGACGAAAGCGUACAGCGUACUAAAAACCUGUACAAAAAAGUUCAGCAGAACUCAUUAGUUGAGAUUUCAAAAAACGUCACUGUUCAAGUCUAAAAGACACAUUGCUAAAUAUAAUUUUGUAUGUUAAAAGUAUCAGCUCUAAAUUACUUGAUAUUGGUUUGAAACAAACCCGGUAAAAAUUGGGCGAACUAUUAACAAAAUUGCUUUAAACUGUCUUCAUAGAUGUCGUUUUAAGUUUUUAGGUUAUUAACUCUCAUAUAAUUUUUGCAAUAAUAUAAUUAUAUAAUUUGGAUAAAAUUUGCUAAAAAUUACUAACCUUACCUUAUUUUCUAAAAGGCUGUUACUUUUUAUUCUCCGACCUCAAAUAAAAUGUAUUUCAAAAGUGUGCUAUCAAAAUACUGCUAAAAAUCUACCCCUUACUGUGCUUUGAGGCAUCCUCAUGUGGAUGUUAGUGAUGAAAGUGCCAAAUUUUAAAUACGAUUGAUGUCAUUAUAUAUACGAGAUGUAACUAAAUGUUCUCCGGCGAGCGAUUCGAAUCCAUAGAAAUAAUUACGGUAUACCGACUCAGGAAAUAAAUAUCCCUGUAACGCAGACGAAUAUAAAAGCACCUGUAAUGGUUAUCGAUAUGGAACUGAGUAAACAUGUAAUCAAUACAAAAUUAAAUACAUACUACCUACUCUUUUUUAUUUUAAAAUCAUAAAAAUAAUCAAUUAAGGCUAUAACAUUAAAUUUGCUGUAUAAUGCACCAUUGUACAGCAAAUAAUGAAAAUUAAACCUCGUCAUUUCAAGUUACUCGCUAAUCGCACUAGAAACACUAAAAACAUACACGGGCCAUAUUUGAGUCCACGGGGGUUUAACUCUGUAGCCUUCUUCUUUACGUGCCAUCUCCGCCACGGAGAUUGGCAAUCAUUACGGCUAGUCUGAUUUAGAGUUCGGUUGAUGUGCAUCCGUACCAUUCCCUCAAGUUAAGCAACCAUGAUAUUCUCCUCCUUCCUACAUUUCUCUUGCCCUGGAUUUUCCCUUGUAUAAUUAAUUGAAGUAUGUUGCAUCUCUCAUUAUGCAUAACAUGCCCCAGGUAUUGCAGGUUUCGUGUCUUGAUGGUUUCCAAUAUUUCCAUUCUUUUGUUGACUCUUCUCAUGACUUCGUUGUUUGUUAUAUGCUCAGUCCAUGAUAUCUUUAGGAUUCUUCUAUACACCCACAGUUUAAAUGCUUCUAACUUUUUAGUAGUCGCCGCAUUGUGUUCAUGCUUCUAUCCCGCAAAGCAGACUCUAGAAAAUAUAACACCUUGCCAGCCUAACUCGCAAGUCUAAUUUCAGCUCUUUUGCACAAAGUACCUUUCUCAUUUUAUUGAAGUUUAUAGUAGUAACACAAAAACUAACGAGUUUUUUUAUCGAUAAAUCACCUGCUUAUCGAAGAUUAGCAGAACGCGCUCAGCGUGCCAUCUACAUUUUAGUAUCAAAACAUCUCUUUAUUACUUUGAAGGUCAAAUUUGACCUAUCCAUGGUAAUCAAGUGUAGAAACACACGAGCCACUCUGCAGUGUUUCCAAGCAGCGCAACAGAGUAUCUUCCGCUGAUUAGUCGUAAAUUCUGAUGUUAAUUAAAAGUGCCAUCCAGACGAGCGAUAGUGGACCGAGACGGUCGCGAUCAGUCGCCGGUCUCCGAUUCGAGUCCACAAGUCGCAUGAAACUUUUCAGACGGGCCACUUUUGUAUCUGUCGCAGUUUUUUACUAGAUUUUACACGGUGAGCACGUAAAAUGUCUCUUAAUUCCGAAAGACUUUUGAUCGAAAUUCAAAAUAAACCCGCGAUAUGGUGUACGGUACCAUGUCAUCAUAAGCCUUUCUUCAGGAGGAAUUUUUUUUUCAUAUUUGUGUCGGUUUUUUCAAUCGGAUUUGAGUCUAACCCGGCUCUUGGCUUUCAUGCGUCAGUCUUUCAGGCCGAGAUCUUGGCGAUCCUGGUGCUUAAGGGAUACUAGACCGGGCUUGCUCAGGUAGGACCACCUCUAAUUGCUUUGAUAGUCAGGAAGCUCUGAGGGCUUUGGAAGCGCCCAAGCUCAGCUCUAAACUGGUUUAUGAGUGCAAGAGAGCACUUGAUAAUGUUGCUC